Molecule: messenger RNA, 3685 nt
Organism: Macrosteles quadrilineatus (aster leafhopper)
Lineage: Eukaryota; Metazoa; Arthropoda; Insecta; Hemiptera; Cicadellidae
Product: G-protein coupled receptor GRL101-like
Exons: 30
Coding region: 1-3510 (1169 amino acids)
Biological process (GO): G protein-coupled receptor signaling pathway
Cellular component (GO): membrane
Molecular function (GO): G protein-coupled receptor activity; protein binding
Source: RefSeq, a predicted model, not a curated record
AUGAGACAAUGUUUUGGCACAAGAACUCUGCCCUCUAGCAAACACAACCUGCUCCCGGCCACACAGAUAAGACUCAAUCAAACUGAGUGUUCUAGUGUAACUGAGUAUCCAAUGAUAGCCAUUAUCAGUAUUCUGCUGCUGGUUUCAAUUCCAAGUAUUCCUGCUGAUGUCUCCAUCAAUCUUUUAGACGAAGGACUAUGUAACGCUAGUGCUCCGGUGUUCCAUUGUGACUCUGUGACUUGCGUUACACAAGAUCUGUUGUGUAACGGCCUUCCAGACUGUCCUUCAGCUCAAGACGAAGGAGUUGACCAAUGUGGAUGUCUAGCCAACGAGUUCCGGUGCUCCAACAGCUGUGUGGCGCUUGUGCGUCGUUGUGACAGAGUCAAAGAUUGUCCACAAGGCGAGGACGAACUGGACUGUAAAACAUUCCUCUGUCCUGCGACACAUUUUAAAUGUGACAAUCACUUCUGCGUUCCUCUGCACAGUGUCUGCGACUUCCGUGACGACUGUGGGGAUGACUCUGACGAGACCAGCUGCUCUCACAGAUCAUGUUGGCACUCAGAGUUCAGAUGCAACAAUGGCGAAUGUCUACGUCCUGGAUCCCUGUGUGAUGGCGUCUUCGACUGUCAAGACCUCAGUGACGAAACAGACUGCGGGCCAGACUCGUUCGCUGACUGUGAGGACGGAACAAAGGUUCACAGGUACUACUGGUGUGACGGCUGGCCUCACUGUACACAAAACCACGCAGACGAACUGAACUGCAAGGAGUGCAACAGCUCUGACGAGUUCAGAUGUCCCAAUGGUCGUUGUAUCAGGAGAGCCAACGUGUGUGACUCACAGUGCGACUGUGUAGUCAACGCUACAGACUCUUCUUGUGCUGACGAAGUGGAUUGUGGACAUGUGUAUUCGGUGGACUAUGGAGUUGCUGUGUGUGAGUUAGGGGUAGCUCUAGGAUGUUUUGCCCCUCCAUUGCCCCAAAACGCAGGCAAAGUCCGCUGUAUUCAACCCCAGUAUCUGUGUGACGGAUCCAACGACUGUCACAACGGCAACUUCUUAUCAGACGAAUUCGGUUGUGGUAAGUAUGAUAACAGAAACUUCAAAUCAUUAGUGAAAAGGACCGAGAUAUCCAACAGAGUGACCGAGGUUGCUGCCAACUUCAGAUGUCUCGAUGGUCGCAAAAUGCCGGUGAUCACCCGAUGUGACAAGAAGAUUGACUGUCUCCACGGCGAUGACGAACUCAAUUGUCCUGAUAUGAAAUGCAAUGAGACACAGUUCACAUGUCUCAGUGGCCAGUGUAUAGACUUGUCCCUAAGGUGUGAUUUGGUCUACCACUGCUACGACCGAUCAGAUGAACACAACUGUCAUGACACGCCAUGCCCGCCAGCCACUCAACGAUGCCUGCUAGGAGGCCAAUGUCUACAGGAGACCAAAUGGUGCGACUACUAUCUGGACUGCCUAGAUGGAUCUGAUGAGGCUAAUUGUAGUACUGUUCCGUGUCAACCAAGAGACUUUGCCUGUGAUAACGGACAAUGUGUCAGCGGACAUCUCAGAUGCUAUAGUGACGGCAAGUCAAGAAGUGGUUGUGCUGAUAAUUCACACCUCAAAAACUGCAAGAACUGGACUUGCAGUGAAGACCAGUUCAAGUGCCGCAGUGGUCCGUGUGUCUCUCGCACUCUACUGUGUGACAACAAUAUCGACUGUCCAGAGACUUGGGAUGAUGAGGACUUCUGCCCGUUCCAGUGUUCUCGUCUACUACCGCAAUGUGAGUGUCAAGAUGUCCACAUCAACUGCACGGCCCGUGGUUUAACAGAUGUUCCAGCUGAUGCUGAACCUGAGAUCACCUGGUUUUACUUGGGCAGCAACAAACUAAACGAGACCCUGAACAACAGUUCUUUUCUUCAGCUUGCUAGACUUCUGUAUCUAGAUCUGAGCAACAACAGCGUCACUCAACUUCCCCCCAGUAUGUUUGUUUCUCUGUGGCGACUUACUGUGCUCGACCUACAUGAUAAUCAGCUGACCUGGCUGGCCAAUGGGACCUUCAACGGACUGGCUAGCCUCAACGGAUUGCACCUCCAAGGAAACAAAAUUGAAGCAAUUGAAUCUUACGCAUUCUACGGCCUGACUUCUCUCAAAACAUUGGAUCUUUCCAACCAAAGAGUCUGUGACAUUCAGCCCGAUGCAUUUGUUGGCCUUCGGAGUUUAACUGGACUAGACUUAUCGAGUAACCAAAUUUCCCAUCUGAACCAAGGAGUUUUCUCGGGAAUGCCGCACCUUCUGUUCUUAGACAUCAGCAAGAACCACAUACGAGUGAUCGAAGCCAAUGUUUUCAGAAGCACCCCUUCUCUCGACAAACUGGUCACUGAUGAGUUUCGAUUUUGCUGUCUCGCUCGACAUACAAGUCUUUGUCUGCCUCCUCCAGAUGAGUUCAGUUCGUGUGAAGACCUGAUGUCCAACCUGGUGUUGAGAUUGUGUGUCUGGCUACUGGCAGGAGUGGCUACCGUAGGCAACAUCCUGGUGAUCGUCUGGCGCACUAGAUACACCCAUUGCAACCAGGUUCAUUCCCUGCUCAUCACCAACCUCGCACUAGGUGAUCUCUUGAUGGGCUCCUAUCUGCUGCUCAUAGCUCUAGUAGACCGUCACUACAGAGGAGUCUACUUUAUCCAUGACUCUGCCUGGAGAUCUAGCCGACUCUGUGCUUUGGCUGGGUUCCUCAGCACUUUUUCCAGCGAGAUAUCCGUCUUUACACUUACUGUGAUCACACUUGACCGUUUCCUUGUGAUAAUCUUCCCGUUCAGAGUUCGUCGCCUGGAGAUGGCUCGCACUCGUCGCCUCAUGGUGUUCGGAUGGGCUCUUGCAGGCUUGCUUUCUGCUCUGCCUCUUGCUCAUCUAGAGUACUUCCACAACUUCUACGGCAGAUCAGGAGUGUGCCUUGCCCUUCACAUAACACCAGACAAGCCCAACGGAUGGGAAUACUCCGUAUUUGUCUUCCUCUUCUUGAACAUGGUAUCUUUCGGCAUCAUCGCACUAGGCUACCUGUGGAUGUUUGUGGCGGCGCGUACCACACAACUGGCAGUGAGCGGUGCCUCCCGUCGGACCACAGAGAGCGCUAUGGCGUGGCGCAUGACUUUGCUAGUAGCCACCGACGCAGCGUGCUGGGUGCCCAUCAUAGUGCUUGGGCUUGCGUCUCUGGCCGGGUUCACCGUUCCUCCUCAGGUGUUUGCGUGGGUUGCUGUGUUUGUCUUGCCAUUGAACGCAGCCCUCAACCCAGUACUGUACACUCUGUCUACUGCGCCAUUUCUCACCCCCGCACUGCUCAAGUUCCGACGAUCCUGCAAACUUAACAACUACUCGCCCAACUGUACACUAACUCGUAAAUAUGGAAGUGCAAGAUCUUCAGAGUUCAGCAACAACUCUGUUACUAAAAGAACGUCAAUAAGGUGGCACUCCCGGGUGGACACAGCUGUCUCGGAGCAUGGUGAGGUGGUACCACUGAGCCGUCUGGUCACAUGACACUCGCCUUCUGGGCGCUCCUCUCGCCACCGCAAUCCUCUCUACGACUGACCAAUUGUGCUCUCAGAACCAAUUCAUCUUGAGGAGUUGUUCAGUUUCUUAAUCCACAGUGUUUGUGGCUUGUGUGUUUUUCAGUAGUUGAAGAGAGACAUUUUAUGAGAGUAGUCUUUAACUA